Molecule: messenger RNA, 2266 nt
Organism: Acyrthosiphon pisum (pea aphid)
Lineage: Eukaryota; Metazoa; Arthropoda; Insecta; Hemiptera; Aphididae
Product: putative sodium-dependent multivitamin transporter
Exons: 9
Coding region: 295-2028 (577 amino acids)
Biological process (GO): transmembrane transport; sodium ion transport
Cellular component (GO): membrane
Molecular function (GO): symporter activity
Source: RefSeq, a predicted model, not a curated record
CGCGGUUGUAUCAGAUGAAGAUUAUAAACUCGAAUGAGAGUGAUUAGUGCCGAUAAAAUUCGUUGUUUAACGCCCAUGUCAUUUUAUUUGUAUCAUAAUCAUUAUUAUUAUUAUUAUUAUUAUUAUUGUUAUUACUAUUAUUAUUCAAAGAGUCGCUGGUUGUCAUAUGAAUAUAAUAUUUUAAAUUUACCGUGCGCGUAUAUUAUAAUAUAUGCGUGUAUUUUUGUCGCGUUGAUUGUGUUAAUAUUAUUAUUUAAAUAUACAUUAAUAUAUUAAAACAUAACGACAUAUUAUAUGGCUCUGGGUGUUUUCGAUUAUGUUGUGCUUACGGUCACGUUGCUCGCGUCCGCCGCGAUCGGGGUGUAUUACCGGCUCACUGGUGGCAAACAGCAAACGACACAGGAAUACAUGCUGGGAGACAAGAAAUUGUCAAUUAUACCUGUGGGGUUUUCGUUAAUGGCCAGUUUCAUGUGUGCUACAGCCAUGUUCGGGUUAAGCGCCGAAAACUAUUUGAGAGGAACACAAUUUAUGGUCAUUAAUGCAUCCAAUAUUAUCGGCACACCUAUUGUCGCCUAUGUGUUCCUACCAGUAUUCUAUAAACUCGGAUAUUUAUCCGUCUACCAGUAUUUGGAAGAGCGUUUCGGCAAGUCGACCAGAAUCUUCGCCUCGGUGGCGUUUAGCAUCCAGACGGUGCUGAGGACUGCACUGGUCCUGUACGCGGCCUCGCUGGCUCUGAACGCCAUCGCUGGCUUUUCGCAGACAGCGUCCAUGACGGUCGUCGGCAUUCUGUGCACGUUUUACUCGACCGUCGGCGGCAUCAAAGCCGUAAUCGUCACCGAUUUGUUUCAGUCCUUGCUCAUGUUUGGAUCCGUUUUCGCCGUCAUUGCGGUGGCAGCGGCUGAAGUCGGCGGACUGUCAGGGAUCUGGAGGAUCGCUUAUGACUACGGUCGCGUAGAACUGUUCAACUUUCAGAUCGACCCGACGGUCAGGCACAGCUGGUGGUCACUGAUGCUAGGUGGAAUGUUCACGUACGUCUCGGUGUACGGUGUCAACCAGGUGCAGGUGCAACGUUACCUGACCAUGAAGGACUACGGGACCGCGGUCAGGACCCUGUGGUUCUGUUGGCCAAUAACCGCGUUCUUGUCGCUGUCCAUGUGCUUCGCGGGCCUGGCCAUAUUCUCCAAAUACCGGGACUGUGACCCGAUCAAGGAAGGCAGAAUAAGCAGCGGCGAUCAGCUGAUGGCUCUAUUCGUGCUGGACACGAUGGCCCACAUACCUGGAUUAACCGGCCUGUUUUUGGCGGGUGUCUGCUCAUCCGCUCUGUGCUCCGUGUCCGCAGCCCUCAAUUCACUGGCAGCCGUCACACUUGAGGACUACGUCACGCCACUGACGAACGUCGACAUACCCGAUGAGAAACGCGUGGUGUGGCUCAAAGUGCUUGUCGUCGUCUACGGAAUUCUAUCGAUAGCGUUGGCGUUUUGUGCGCAUUUCGUGGGACCGCUGCUGCAGGCAUCGAUGACGAUUUUGGGAAUUAUUGGAGGACCUAUGUUGGCGGUGUUCACUCUGGGCAUACUCAUACCGUACGCAAACCAAAAGGGUGCUUUGGUGGGUCUGCUCGCCGGCCUCGUUUUAUCGUUCGUCUUGGGACUAGGAGGACCCAAACCGCCGAUGCACAAUUUGCCCACCUACACCAACGGAUGUUCGCCGGACUCGUUUCGUGACUUCGAUGUAAAUGCUUCGUCUACCGCCACUCUACUACUACCAACGUCCAUGACCACACUAGAGAUUCACGAAGAAAAUUACAUGUAUUUGUAUAGGAUAAGUUACAUGUAUUACAUAGUCAUUGGUUUCGCAACUACAGUAUUAGUGACUUUGGUGGCAAGCUUGUUCUUCGAGUCGAAUGCCAAAACUCUUGAUCCGAAACUACUUUUUUCGGCUAAUCCAAACGGCGUAGAAAGACAAGUUGAAACGAGACAAAAAAGACCGUCAACUGUUUCGAAAACCGUCACGUUUUCCAUUAAUUCGUGAAAAAUAUUAUUUUUUAUUAUUAUUAUUAUUACUAAUAUUAAUAGACAAUAGUUUAUUAUUUGUUUAUGGUAUAUAAUAAUGAUAAGUAUUUUUGUUUGAUUUUAUCAUCCUAACCAGAAAGUUGAUUAAUUAUUUAUAUGUUUGUUGACAUAGUUUAUAAUAUUAUCUACUUGUAAUUUACAUUUUUACUGUAAAAAUAGAUUUCUAUGAUAUUUUGAAUAAAAAAUUGUUAUAAAAA